CAGAGCAGUUGUAGUAUGCAGUGUAACCUCGAUUUAGACAGUCAGAAGAGUCAGAUCUCACUGACACUUCAUAGUGUUACUCUGUUGUACCAGACAAGCGGUGUUUAAGCUUCAGGAAGAUUCCAGAAAUGGUAGAGGAGAGGAUGGGGGACUGUUGGAGCUACACCAAGGAUCAGUUCGACAACUUGGAGAAGCAUACACAGUGGGGAAUUGAAUUUGUCGAGAGGUACACCAAAUUUGUCAAGGAGAGAUCGGAGAUUGAAACCAACUAUGCAAAACAAAUUAGGAAUUUAUCAAAGAAGUAUCAACCCAAGAAGAACUCACGAGAGGAGGAAGAGAGCAAGUACACUUCCUGUGUAGCCUUCCUGACAACCCUCAAUGAGCUGAAUGACUAUGCGGGUCAACACGAGGUUAUUGCGGAGAAUUUGACUUCUCAAAUCAUCAGUGAGCUGUCACGCUACCUGCAGGAGCUCAAGACUGAGAGAAAAUCGCACUUUCAUGAUGGUCGUAAGGCACAGCAGCACAUUGAGAGUUCAUGGAAGCAGCUGGAAUCAUGUAAAAGAAAGUUUGAGAGGGACUGUAAAGAGGCAGACAGAGCACAGCAAUACUUUGAAAAGAUGGACGCUGAUAUUAACGUGACUAAAGCCGAUGUGGAAAAGGCACGCCAACAAGCUCAGAUGAGGCACCAGAUGGCUUCAGACAGUAAGAGUGAUUACUCAGCCUACCUGCAGAAGUUCAACCAGGAGCAGAAUGAACAUUACUAUACAGUCAUCCCCAACAUAUUCCAGAAACUCCAAGAGAUGGAGGAAAGAAGAAUUGAGAGGUUAGGAGUGUGCAUGAAGACCUUUGCGGAGGUGGACCGUCAAGUGCUGCCCAUUGUGGGGAAAUGUCUAGAUGGCAUGACGAAAGCUGCUGAGUCCAUUGAGCCCAAGACUGAUUCCAAACAGGUGGUGGAGUCCUAUAAGUCGGGGUUCGAGCCCCCAGGAGAUGUAGAGUUUGAGGAUUAUGGCCAGGCCAUGAAGAGAACAGCGUCUGAAACCAGCCUGUCCAACUCGAAAGACGGCAAGGAGAGGCCCGGUGGGAAGAGCAAGGGCAAACUAUGGCCUUUCAUUAAGAACAAGAACAAGCUUAUGUCCCUGUUAACGUCCCCCCACCAGCCCCCCCCAGCCCCCCCAGCCUCAUCCCUGCCCUCACCCUCUGCUGUUCCCAACGACCCCCAGUCUCCCAAGCAGCAUAAGGAGCCCAUCUCCCACCGCCUCAAUGACUUCAUGACCUCCAAACCCAAAAUGCAUUGCCUCCGGAGCCUGAGGCGAGGGCUUUCUCUCAAGCUGAUCACACUCAAUUCCCACGUCCGGAAUCUCAUUGAGGGCUCCGGACCAGAGGACUUCAGCCACCUGCCACCGGAGCAGAGGAGGAAGAAGCUGCAGGGCAAGAUAGAUGAACUGAGCAAGGACAUUCAGAAGGAGAUGGACCAGAGGGAUGCUCUCACUAAGAUGAAAGAUGUUUACGCGAAGAACCCUCAGAUGGGAGACCCCACCAGCGUAGACCCCAGGCUAACAGAAAUAGGACAGAAUAUCGAGAAGCUCCAGCAUGAAGUGCAGAAAUUUGAGGCCUGGUUAGCAGAGGUGGAGGGAAGGAUGCCAUCCAAGAGUGACACACAGCGGAGACAAAGUGGACUCUAUGAGACCCAGAACAACACAUCAAUGGGCAAUAAUUGUGCCCAGGACAGAGAGAGCCCGGAUGGCAGUUAUACAGAGGAGCAGAACUCAGAGACUCAUGUCAAAGCCAACAUCAACCCCAACCCCACCUCCAGCACGCCAGAGUUCGAUGAUGAGUUUGAUGAUGAAGAGGCCCUUCCCACCAUCGGCACCUGCAAAGCCCUGUAUCCCUUUGAAGGUCAUAAUGAGGGCACCAUCUCAGUGGCAGAGGGGGAACUGUUGUACGUCAUAGAGGAAGACAAAGGCGAUGGCUGGACACGAGUGCGCAGAAAUGAGGAUGAGGAAGGAUAUGUACCAACAUCCUACGUUGAGGUCUUAUUGGAAACAAACGCCAAAGAUUCCUAAAAGUGUGAGGCUGGCUGAGGAAUGGCAGGGCAAGCAGCCUUGGAGAAACCACCAUGUUCCUCAAAUGCUCAUAGAGUCAGAGAGAGAAAGUGAAAGAUGACCUGAAUCUAAAAGAGGAGGCUGAUUAUAACGCAUCUCGAUUUCCAAACCAUUACAAAAUUACGUUGGCAGUGUUAUGCUUCUUCUGCAAAACUGUUUGGCAUGAAGUGCCGAUAAGAGAAGUCCAUCCAAAUUUUAGCGCCCAUAACCUUUCCAUUCUUAACACCCAUACAACAAUCACAUAACAACAAUAUGAACUUUGUUUUUGUUUUCAGCAAAGCUUUGCUUCUAAAUGUAACUAACUCCGCUUGCACCUCAUGUGGCCACGACAGCGGCUGUUGGCUUCCUCGCUCUGAACGCCCCCUGGCCCUGCCACUCCUCUAUUUCCCUUCGCCCCAAUGCAAGCACACAUGCACGCACACACACACACACACACACACACACACACACACACUUGGCAGGGUGUGGUCAGAAACAGGAUGGAGACCAGCUGGAGAUGAGUUGAACACUUGGCGCCGCAUGCUACUGAAUCCACUUCAGAUGAGCGGGGCAGGAAGCCACGCUCCUUGUCAAACACCUCCAUCCAACCUUGUGUAUGUGUGUGAGUCCGUCAGACUCCUCACUCACUCAUUGACUCAACAGCAUCGCUGAGAGAAUCAUCCAGCAUCCUGGAGCCAUCCACAAACGGGGCUAAGAAAACGUCACAUUCAUUCCACUCCUUGAAAAGUCAGCUCCAUAUUUGCAGGUUUGAGGCACAUGGAAAAGGAGGGGUUGAAUGGGGUGCUAAUCAUGUGUAUCAUAGGUGCUUGGUGUUUAUGUUGUGUGGUUGUUUGACCUGAGCGUGUGUGUGUGUAUGAGUAUGUGAGGGUGUUGUGUGGUUUGAGAGCCAUGGUGAGUACAUGUCCCAUAACUCGUCAAAGGGUCCACACCGGGGCAGGUAUCCAGGAGCGGGUUGGAACAAAAAGGGGCAUGGAUCCACUUCACUUCUCAACAUUGUCAUCCAACCGUUUGUGUCUUGUCACUGGUGUCUGUUCCUGUCUCUGACCACACCCCCUCACCUGCACAACCCCUCCCUCCUUAGGCGGCAGCGGCUUUCCUUAGGUUUGAGCACUGUGCAGCUGCUCGGGGCAGGGCCUCUCAGCGUUGUGGUGUGCUGCAUGCUUGCCCUGUCUCCUCCUCGCCCCUCUGCUGACAGCCCAGGCGGGUUGGCAUACAGCCUCGCUGCUGGCCUUCCUGUUCAGUUAACCCCCAUUGCCUGGUCAUGUAUUUUAAUUAACCUGUAUGCCACCUUUUGGGUUCUGUGCCUGUGUUUUAUUUUGUUUUUAUCGCUCUUUUCUGUUUGUCACUGACCGAUAUGUUCUUUUGUCUCAGAGAAGCAUGUUUACCUGUGUUUUUAACAGCGAGUUAUUGAUCUCCUCCCAGUGUUGCCCAGUUGAAUCUCAUUACUGUCAGCAAAGGAUGUUAGGGACCCAACAGUGUCAUUUCUGAAUGAAUUUUAUGCAUAAGUAGGUUAUGAAUGUGUUGCGCGUUUGUUAUACUGUAAAUAUACAGUAUGUAUGUCAUAAUAUUAGCCUUGUACAUGUUUUGAUCAGAGUGUCUAAUGCAAGUGGUUGUUACAGUGAUCGCCGUGUGGACACAGGUCUUUCAAAUGUCUCCACAUGGUCCAAGCAACAGAGCUUACCCCAAAAUAAAAUCUAUGAACACAUGAUUUAUGUCCAGUUGUUUCAGCAUGGUCCGUUUACCAUCUACUGUAUAUGAAAAUAUACUGUGAUCCACUUCCCCACAAAUACUGUGAGGCUGUGACUGAAAUAUGAGACAAGGCAGAAUUAACUUUUCUUUUUUUUUGAGGGGGGGCCUUAACUCUGCUUUUAUCCAGUGACUUUGAAACCUGAGUGAAUGAUGCUGAUGUUAUCUGUGGUGUAGUGGAAGGAGCAAGAUGUGAUUUUGCAAAAGUUUGGGGGCAAAUUGAGAGUUUUUCUGAUCAUAAUACUGUCAGACUAGAGAAAUGAUAAUCACUGAUAUUCUUCUCUCAAAGGCACAUACGUGAUUUUAACUUUUUUUUUAUUUUAAAGAUUGAAGUUGAAGAUUUUGCUUUGUAUUUUAAUGUUUUUUUUUUGUUUUGUUUUGUUACGUUUUGUUUUUAAGCUGGAAAUUCAUGUUGCAACUGCUUUACCAGCCACUUGUUCUGUCUAAUUAUGGGGCUGAAACCCCUUUGCUGCAAAUAUAAAUAACAGUGACAUUUUUGUGUUUUCAGUGAAGCCAUCGUUGAUACGUCAUCGGAGUCAAUAUAAUGUUAGGAACACUUUUUAAACGGAGAAGUGAUGGACGCAAUGUCCAACAACAAAUAAACAGUGAUGAAUUAAUGCGAGGAAUGAAGCAAAUCUGUACCGUGGCACCGAAUAAAGUUUUAGAAGUAACACAUUUGCUUUUUGCCACCCAUUGCUUGAUCUGUCCAGAUAUCAAACAAGCCACUUUUGUUUGUUGAGUUGUUUAUUACUGAUAAAUAAAAAAAAUAAGAUUUGCUGAGGUCAACGGCACAUUUAUGGGAGACACACAAAACCACUUAGAGGGCAGCAGUAGCUUUAUAGUGGCCAUCUGCCUGCUGUUUGUCCAUCUCCAGCGCUCUGCACUGAGACCACAACAAACCUUUAGUCAAUGCCCCAGAGUAGGCUGCCUGUACAGAAGAAAUGGCGUGUUGGAAUUAGAGAGAGUAUAUAUGAAUAUAUAAAUAAAGUUUAAACUAAGAAAAAAGGAAAACGUCUAUUUUAACAAUUGAAGGUCUUACCAUUACUUUUUCUGCUUUGCAAAGUAAGACUUUUCCUUUGUAAGGUCUACCAAAUGGUGUGUUUUGCACUUUUUUUUUUUGUUUGUGUUCCAUUGGGUAGCCUAUGCUUGUGUUUUGGAGCACUGAAUACUUUGUAUUGUGUUUAAUGUGCCAAUUAAAUAUAUCUGGAAAGCAAAUA
Myripristis murdjan (pinecone soldierfish) is the source of this 5065-nucleotide messenger RNA. RefSeq names its product formin binding protein 1b (gene fnbp1b). The coding region runs from base 129 to 2063 and encodes 644 amino acids. The transcript is spliced from 18 exons. The record is from RefSeq and is a predicted model, not a curated record. Gene Ontology annotation, biological process: signal transduction; endocytosis. Gene Ontology annotation, molecular function: protein binding. NCBI's taxonomy places the organism in Eukaryota, Metazoa, Chordata, Actinopteri, Holocentriformes, Holocentridae.